GCGUAAUGCGCAAGGUUCCCGAACAAGUAGAUGAAUCCGCGAUGCAUGUAAUGCCCGGAUCAUCGGCUUUUCGAGGACAUUUUACACCUUUGAUUUCCUGACUUACGUCACACGUAUAUUCGCAACGCAUGCAUGUGAAAUUUCGUAGAUAUUUCUCGGCUAUCGCAAACGCCGUUAUUCGUCGACGACGGACAACAGUUGCUCCGAUAAAAUGGAGCAAAUCAUAUGUGGAAAAUUCGGCCAUGGCAUCUUACUAGUCUCAAAAGCUUCCAGACAUCCAGUAACGAUUGUCAACACCCGGAAGUUAAUGUCUGGAAAAUUUGGUAGACACUGCAGGCCGUUGCUGGCAUCGCCGCAAUUGAGAUACUUUUCAAAUCCUCAUCGUGGAUUUGCUAUGGUGAUAACAAGGAUAUUAAGGGGAGCAUUAAAACUUCGAUAUAUUCUCUUGGGGGGUGCAGUCGGUGGUGGCGUUACCUUACAGAAGAAAUAUGAACAGUGGAAGGAGGGACUUCCAGAUUUGGAGUGGUUAGAAAAUCUGAUGCCCAGCGAACAACAAUGGCAGGACUUCCGCGAAUCGCUCAUGUCGAUCAGAAACGUGACUGACAAGAUCGAGAUCGAUCCACGUAUAAAGGAGUUUGGGGUAGCUAAGUAUCGAGAAUACAGAACUUGGUUUGAUCAGAGACUAGAUGACGCUAUUAAAGCAGCAGAAAGUCAAAAUACCUACCCAGAGAAUAGUUCGAUACAGAGUACGUUUGAUACCAUCUCGGUAAUAGCAAAACAAACUUAUUCAGCAGAAACAAAAGAGCAGUUGUCCAAAAAUGUGGUUGCCUUUGCACGACCAUUGGCUAGUGAUAGUAAUAGUGAAGAAGAACGUAAGAAAGCUCAAUCAUCGCAACAGAGGAUGAACGCCAUGCAGGAUGAGCUGAUGCAAAUGCAAUUAAAGUACCAGCGUGAGAUAGAGAGAUUAGAAAAGGAGAACAAAGAAUUACGCAAGCAGAUACUUUUACGAGGAAGUCAGAAGUUCAACAACAAAAAGAUUAAAAAGUCUUUAAUCGAUAUGUAUAGCGAUGUCUUGGAUGAACUUAGUGAUUAUGAUAGUGCCUAUUCUACUGCUGAUCAUUUGCCUAGAGUAGUAGUCGUAGGUGACCAAAGUUCUGGUAAGACAUCUGUGCUUGAAAUGAUUGCUCAAGCAAGAAUAUUUCCAAGAGGUGGAGGUGAAAUGAUGACAAGAGCACCAGUUAAAGUCACAUUGAGCGAAGGUCCUUAUCACAUAGCACAAUUCAAAGACAGUUCCAGAGAAUUUGAUCUCACGAAAGAGUCAGAAUUGGCUGAUCUCAGACGAGAGGUGGAACUACGAAUGAAGAAUAGCGUUAAGAAUGGAAAGACGGUUAGCUCUGACGUCAUUUCCAUGACAGUGAAAGGACCGGGCCUUCAACGUAUGGUUCUAGUCGAUUUACCUGGUAUUAUUAGCACAGUAACCGUCGACAUGGCGGAAGAUACUCGCGAGGCAAUCAAACAGAUGAGCCAACAGUAUAUGAGUAAUCCUAACGCAAUCAUUCUCUGUAUACAAGACGGCUCUGUCGACGCGGAGAGAAGCAAUGUGACCGAUCUUGUAGCUCAAAUGGAUCCAUCAGGAAAACGAACAAUCUUCGUUUUGACAAAAGUCGAUAUGGCGGAAGAGAAUUUAACUAAUCCUGACAGGCUGCGUAAAAUAUUAUCUGGUAAACUAUUUCCAAUGAAAGCAUUAGGCUACUUUGCCGUGGUCACUGGUCGCGGCAGACAGGAUGAUAGUAUACAAACAAUUAAGGAUUACGAGGAAAAGUUUUUUAGAAACUCUAAACUCUUCAAAGAUGGUUUAGCAAUGUCUGGUCAAGUGACAACUAAAAAUUUGAGUCUGGCAGUGGCCGAAUGCUUUUGGAAGAUGGUUCGUGAAACGGUGGAACAACAAGCGGACGCAUUCAAAGCCACUAGAUUUAAUUUGGAGACAGAAUGGAAAAAUAAUUUUCCGAGAUUAAGGGAGCUAGAUAGAGAUGAGCUUUUCGAGAGGGCUCGGGGCGAAAUUUUAGACGAGAUAGUCAACUUGUCCCAAGUAUCACCGAGACACUGGGAGGAAGUGCUGAUGGUGCGUAAUUGGGACAAAGUCAGUAUGCACGUUUUCGAGAAUAUCUACCUGCCUGCUGCUCAAAGCGGAAAUCCAAAUACAUUCAAUACCACAGUCGACAUUAAGCUCAGACAUUGGGCCGAACAACAACUCCCUGCGCGUAGUGUCGAAAGUGGAUGGGAGUGUUUGCAGCAGGAAUUUGAGAAAUUUAUGUCACAAGCUCGCUUGAGCCCUGAUCAUGACGAUAUUUUUGACAACCUUAAGAACGCUGUAGUGAAUGAGGCAAUGCGGCGUCAUUCAUGGGAAGAAAAGGCAUCGGAAAUGCUCCGCGUUAUUCAACUUAACAUCUUGGAAGAUAGAAGUGUGAAUGACAAACGUGAAUGGGAUCAGGCAGUGCGUUUCUUAGAAACCUCGGUUAAAGAAAAACUGCAGAGUACAGAACAGAUUCUCCGUGAUAUGCUGGGACCUAAUCGCAAGGAACGAUGGAUGUAUUGGCAGAAUCAAACCGAAGAGCAGCAAAAACGUACAGCGGUCAAGAAUGAGCUCGAUAAAAUUCUCUAUGCAGAUAAGAAACACGCACCUACUCUGACGCAUGAUGAGCUCACAGCCGUUAGAAAGAAUUUACAAAGAAACGGAUUAGAGGUUGAUAAUGAAUUUAUUCGAGAGACGUGGCAUCCUGUGUACAGAAGAUUUUUCCUACAGCAGAGUUUAGCGAGAGCGUAUGAUUGCAGAAAAGGGUAUUAUCUAUAUCACACUGGGCACGAAAAUGAAUCAAGAUGCUUUCAGAUGGAAUGUAAUGACGUAGUGCUCUUUUGGCGAAUUCAACAAAUGCUGAAAGUCACCGCAAAUGCACUUAGGCAACAGAUUAUGAAUAGAGAAGCUCGGAGGCUGGAUAAAGAGAUCAAGGAGGUUCUUGAGGAUUACAGUCAAGAUAACGAAGUUAAGGAAAAACUACUCACCGGCAGACGAGUCACAUUGGCAGAGGAACUCAAACGAGUUCGACAGAUUCAAGAGAAACUAGAAGAAUUUAUUCAAGCGCUAAAUAAAGAGAAAUGAACAUGGUAAACGGAAUAUUAAAGUUGAAUAUCAUAUUGCAUGCAAACGCGAAUUUUUAAUGCGAUUCACAAAUGAAAAGAUGGUACAUAAAUGAGUAUUUAGAAUCUUUAAUAUCUCAAGAAAAAACGUGAAUAUACUUUUCUGCAGUGAUUUGAGAAAUCGAUCGUCGAUUGAAGUAGCGAAUUAUUCACAACUCAUCGAGUAUAAUUAGUGCAGGCACGUGACAGCCCACAUGAGUGACUGCCCAUACCAUGAUCUUAGGCAACCAUUUGUGUAACAUACAUAAUGAUAAGUCGACUAUCUCUGCACUCUGAUACGAUUCAGAUUUGUAAAUAUGCGAUAUGUGAUCGAAAUGCGAAAGAAUCUUAUUAAUGUGUACAAAGAUUCUGAAAAUAUAUUGAGUAAUGAAAUCACAGUUGUUUCUUGAACAACCAUAUUUAUACAAAAAUGCAACAGUAUAACAUUAUCAUGUUAUGAUUAUAAAUUAAUUGUAUUACGAGCGAUAAAAGGUUGUUAUUGUGACACGAGCAGAAUGUAUACAAAAAUUAUUUAAAAUAUAUAAUAUAGGAUACUAUUUAAAUAAAUUAACGAUGCAUUCGUGCGUAUUCUAAUCAUUCAAAAAUUUAAUAUCUUACAAAAUUUUCUUUUUAGACUCUUAAUCUAGAUAUGAUUUAAAUUCAAAUAUUAAAACAUUUGCUCAAUAAAAGGAUAAUAGAUUAUCUGUAUUUGUCUCAUUAUAAAAUUUCUUUAAAAUUAAUUUGAAAAGCAUCGUUUUUCCAGAUGUAACUAUGUGGAUUUAUAAAAAUUUUAGAAUAUUUCUGGCAAUUAUAGAAUUAUUUUAAAAUAUCUAAUAAGCAUUUCAUGAACUCAAACUAAAAUAAAAAUUUAAGUAAUUAGCAAUUUAAUAAAUAUUUUGUGUGACAGUGCAAAUAGAUUCUUGUAAAGACUUGCUUUUUCUUUACAUUGAAUUAUACACAAGUACUAAAAAUAAAUGACCAAUGCAUUUUUCAUAAUUAAACAAGAAAAUUUAUAUGAAUAAAGCUUUUAAAAC
Messenger RNA from Monomorium pharaonis (pharaoh ant), 4208 nucleotides. It is a transcript of the gene Opa1, whose product is annotated as dynamin-like 120 kDa protein, mitochondrial. Gene Ontology annotation, biological process: mitochondrial fusion. The transcript is spliced from 18 exons. Gene Ontology annotation, molecular function: GTP binding; microtubule binding; GTPase activity. Gene Ontology annotation, cellular component: cytoplasm; microtubule; mitochondrial membrane. The record is from RefSeq and is a predicted model, not a curated record. Bases 212 to 3157 code for a protein of 981 amino acids. Lineage: Eukaryota; Metazoa; Arthropoda; Insecta; Hymenoptera; Formicidae.